Molecule: messenger RNA, 1551 nt
Organism: Rubroshorea leprosula
Lineage: Eukaryota; Viridiplantae; Streptophyta; Magnoliopsida; Malvales; Dipterocarpaceae
Source: the annotation of a GenBank genome assembly
AACCACAAAAUUUAGUGUGAAGUGAAGCUUUGAUAGAGCUCAGUCAUGGGAGUAAUGUCAGGCUAUUCCCUUCCUCUCCUUUUCUUAACUCUGUUUGCCACCGCAAACCUUUUCAUUCCAGCAGUUCACGGAGGAAACUGCGCGGAGUCUAAAAGCUCUACCCUCUUGAUCGUCUUCGGCGACUCAUUCUUUGAUGUUGGCUACGGUAAUGAUGAACUUUGUCUUCCAUCUAAUGACCCACCAUAUGGGAAAUCACUUAACCCCGAGGUUCGUACUGGAAGAUUCUCGGAUGGUCUUGUAGUACCUGAUUAUAUUGCCAAAUAUUUACGCCUGGCCGAUGAUGAGGGCAAAGUUACUGCAUACAAGAGUAGCUUAAAUAUCCAACAAACAUUACAAGGAUGUGCAAGUUUGAGCUUCGCCAUGGCCGGAGCAGGUGUCAAGCAAAGCGCAGAUAAGUCGAAAUCACUAAGCAGUCAAGUUGAUAUUUUCCUCGGUGAUUCGAAAAAGUAUUUUGUUGAAAGCGGAGCGAAAUUCGUAGGCAAGCAAGAUGAGACUCUCUAUUUAUUUUCAAUAGGUACAUACGAUUAUCUUUUUAAUCUUCACCGUAUGAAAGAUGAGGAACAUGUUCAAGAUAGCGCAGAACGUGUUACAGCGGCAAUAGUGGACCAAGUUAAAAGAAUAGCAAAAGAUGGCAGUGUGACUGGAAAAAGAUUUGCGUUCACGACCGUUGCACUACGCUAUUUGCCGGUUGUGCAAAAAGUAUAUUACAAGGACCAAUCGCAGCUGGGCUUGCUUGAUAAACUGGAAACCAUCCACCAUAGCAAACUUGGAGAGAAGUUGGCAAAAUUAGCUCAAGAGCUAAGGGCUACUGGUAUAAUGAUCAACUAUUCAAUAUUGCAAUACCACAGCAUUAUCAAAGCUAUAAUGGAGGGACCUGAAAAAUAUGGUCUCGAUAGGACCACAGUUAUGGACGCUUGCUGUGGUGAUCGGUCCUAUAAUGCAGACGGUUGUGGCCAUUCGGAUAAGAGGGGUUGCAAUGACCCUACUGCUUAUGUGUUUUGGGAUGGUAUGCAUAACACUCAGCACAUUAAUCAGGAAAUAGCUCGCAUAUUCUGGAACGGACCCACAGAUAUGACAUUUCCUCAAAAUUUGCAGACUCUAGCAGGUACUCGCAAACCACAAUACGAUUUCUCUGUCAAUGCUGAUGAAUUAAUUGGAUCAAAGUGUUGCUUAGACACGACUCAAAAGCAAGAAACUUCAAGUCUUAGUAAUUAAGAUAUGAUCUAAAAAUAUGUAUGGGAUCUUGUUUGAUCGAGUUCUUGGUUUCUAUGUAUGCUACACAGUUUCCUAAAUAACUUAGAUACCAUCUCUGGCUCAUAUGGGCUUUAAUUGAUGGUUGUUUGUAAACAUGUUCAACUCAUGUAUUGUGUGUUAUUUGUUAUGAUGGAACAAUGUCCUUUGUAAUAUUUUCCUAAUAUGUGACUCUAUUCAUUUCUUUCCUUUAAUUCAAGGCUUAAUCACUUAUGGUGAAGAUAAAUACCAUAUUGCUUU